Leopardus geoffroyi (Geoffroy's cat) is the source of this 4222-nucleotide messenger RNA. RefSeq names its product purinergic receptor P2X 3 (gene P2RX3). NCBI's taxonomy places the organism in Eukaryota, Metazoa, Chordata, Mammalia, Carnivora, Felidae. Bases 1570 to 2763 code for a protein of 397 amino acids. Gene Ontology annotation, molecular function: ATP binding; extracellularly ATP-gated monoatomic cation channel activity; purinergic nucleotide receptor activity. Gene Ontology annotation, cellular component: plasma membrane; nuclear inner membrane. The transcript is spliced from 12 exons. The record is from RefSeq and is a predicted model, not a curated record. Gene Ontology annotation, biological process: response to ATP; monoatomic cation transmembrane transport.
UGGGUACAAGAAGAAAAAUAUUUCGAGUUGCGGAGAGAGGUGACCCGCCCGGCGCCUGGUUGGCUCCUGGGUGUCGGUGUCACGGUGACUUGUACCGCUCUCCCCUGACGUCGGGGACUGGAUGCUCUGGAAGGAGUUCACGGCGCCCAAAAAUUUCACACCCCAGACUGCAGUAUAGGGGUCGCCUGGAAGAGACUGUCACGUGGCAGUAUCAAGUUCAAGUGCUCGUGUUAGAUUCCCCUGAGAGGCGGCCCUGAUUCGAAACCCCAGCAGCGUGGGAUCUCGGAAGCCGUGUCCCCCCCCCCCCCCCCCCACCAAUAUAGUCGUAGGGCGCAUCUGGUAAAAUCAGAGGAGGCCUGGCCUCCUGGCAGAGAUGUUUGAGUUUGACCACUAUGACUUCCCUUUGCAGAUGGGAAAACUGAGGCCCAAAGAGGAUUUGCCCAGGGUCCCAAAUCUCCUUACCCCCGUCCACUUCCCUUCUCUCUUAAUCACGGUGACUCUACAUCCGGAAUGAUUGGUAAUAUGUGUCCUGCACGAAGACGUUAGGACAGAAUAUUUAAAUUCAAGACUUCCCCGCUAAUCUGACUUAGUUAUGCCAGUUUGCUAACUCAAUCCUAGGAUAAAAGACAGAAUGCACUGUUGCUCCCUGAAUUCAUGACUUUAACCUCUGAGUAAAGACCAUUCCAGCACUAUCUAGCGACAUACGUUCAGUAAAUAUAUAUUGAGCUCCAACUCAGUUCUAGGAUUUGAGGAGACUAGGAAGCAAGAUAGAAACAGCCCCAGCCUUCCAGGAGCAUAAUAUGAAACAAAAGGUUCAGACAAGUAAACUCACAGUAAAACAAUGCAAAACAAAACACCCCAAGGUGAUAAGGUCAGGCUGCAGAUAGACUGUGGGCCACUGCCAGCUUGAGUUAGGAACGUGAACCAUGUAACUCUUUACUCACUCCUCCCAGAAGGUCAAGAGGAAUAUUCAAGAGACCCUUCCCCACUGACCCAUGCUAUUGGAAGCAACUCAAGAAAGGAGUAGAUGGCUGCAAAACUGAGCGACCUUAGGAGGACACUCACAAAUGAAGGGGGCACUCAGCCCAGGAAAGGCUGCUGGAUGCCUGGGGGAUGGGACGUUUCAAGGGGCUUUAAGAAGAGCAUGAAGCAGCUGGUGAGCUGGAAUAAAGAUGCGGCAUAAGAGAACGGAACAGAAAGGGUAGACAGUGCAGAUAAAACACGAGUCCCAGAGGGCCCUAGCCAGCUGCAUCCCAGGCAAUCAGGAGCCUGGGACUGGAGACCCCACCCCUGCCGUGACAUCACAGGGGAGUGGGGUGGAGACGAACUAAAAGGGGGUCCCCCCUCCCUGGCCUUGGACUCUUGGCAGCCCAGAGUAUCAAGAGCAGAGAGAGCCUGGGCACUGAGCUAGGGUUGCCUGACUUAAAGGAACAGGCUCCCCACCCGUUCCUCAAGCCCCUCCAAGCUGUCCCCUCCAGGCUUUGAUUUCUGUCUCCCUGUCCUGAGGACCCCUCCCUCCUGAAGCCACCAUUGGGUCCCUUCUCAGUGGCCCCUGAGUGCUCUCUCAGCAUGAACUGCGUAUCAGAUUUCUUCACCUACGAGACCACCAAGUCAGUGGUUGUGAAAAGCUGGACCAUUGGGGUCAUCAACCGAGCAGUCCAGCUUUUGAUCAUCUCCUACUUCGUGGGGUGGGUGUUCUUACACGAGAAGGCUUACCAGGUGCGGGACACAGCCAUUGAGUCCUCCGUCGUAACCAAGGUCAAGGGCUUUGGACGCUAUGCCAACAGAGUCAUGGACGUGUCUGAUUAUGUGACCCCACCCCAGGGUACCUCUGUCUUUGUCAUCAUCACCAAGAUGAUAGUUACUGAAAACCAGAUGCAAGGAUUCUGCCCAGAGAGCGAGGAGAAGUACCGCUGUGUAUCAGACAGCCAGUGCGGGCCUGAGCGCUUCCCGAGUGGGGGGAUCCUCACCGGCCGCUGCGUGAACUACAGCUCUGUGCUCCGGACCUGUGAGAUCCAGGGCUGGUGCCCCACCGAGGUGGACACGGUGGAAAUGCCUGUCAUGAUGGAAGCCGAGAACUUCACUAUUUUCAUCAAGAACAGCAUCCGUUUCCCCCUCUUCAACUUUGAGAAGGGAAACCUCCUUCCCAACCUCACAGCCGCCGACAUGAAGACGUGCCGUUUCCACCCUGACAAGGCCCCCUUCUGCCCCAUCUUGCGGGUGGGGGACGUGGUCAAGUUCGCAGGGCAGGAUUUUGCCAAAUUGGCCAGCACGGGCGGAGUCCUCGGCAUUAAGAUCGGCUGGGUGUGUGACCUCGACAGGGCCUGGGACCAGUGCAUCCCCAAAUACUCCUUCACCAGGCUGGACAGCGUUUCCGAGAAGAGCAGCGUCUCCCCAGGCUACAACUUCAGGUUCGCCAAGUACUACAAGCUGGAGAAUGGCAGCGAAUACCGCACACUCCUGAAGGCUUUUGGCAUCCGCUUUGACGUGCUGGUGUACGGGAAUGCUGGCAAGUUCAACAUCAUCCCCACCAUCAUCAGCUCUGUGGCAGCCUUCACCUCUGUGGGAGUGGGGACCGUCCUCUGUGACAUCAUCCUGCUGAACUUCCUCAAGGGGGCCGACCAGUACAAAGCCAAGAAGUUUGAGGAGGUGGACGAGACGACGCUGAAGGUCACCGCCUCGGCCAACACAGUGUACCCCAGCGACCAGACCACCGAGGAGAAGCGGUCCACAGAUUCGGGGGCCUACUCCAUCGGCCACUAGGGCCCCUUCCCGGGGCUCCAUCUGCUCACCCUUGGGCUCCAGGCCUCCCACUAGGGCACCCACCUAGGCAAGGGGGGGAGGCAGAGAGGGGGGGCCUUCGUUUCUACUGUUCACCCCAGGAAGCCACACUGGACCCAGGUGUCUGGGCCUCGAAGCGCUCUGGCAGACAGGUAGCCCCCCCUGCUAAGAUCUCACUCUCCCCUUCACCCCUUGCCUCGCCCCGGUCUGCUUCCCUGGACCCCUAGGGCAGUAGCACCUGAGCUGCCCCCCUUCCCAAGAGUAGAGAGAACAGUGAUAACGAGUGGCCACGAGGCACUGCUAAGUGCCAGCCAGUGUCACGCACAUUAUCUCAUUUAACCCGUAGAAUAAUCCUAUGAGGUAGAUAUUAGUUUCCCUGUUUCGAAGAUAAACUGAGGCUCAGAAAGACUGAGUCAUUUGCCCAAGGCCACACAGCCAGGAAGCAUGAGAGCUGGGAUUUAAACCCACAUCUAACCCCAUCACCCACAACCCCACAAGGGAAGCGUGAACUCCCCGGGGGCAUCUGUCCCCUCCCCGCCCCCCUCCCAAGCUGCUUCAGCCUUCCCCACAGCUACCAGGGUCAGGUUCAGCUUAAUAAAGAGUAAGCCGCAUGCUUUCAACAGGAACUCGGGACCCAUUUUAGGGGAGAUCAGUUAGACAGGGAUGUGGGGGGUCUCUUUCUCUGCCUUGAGUGGAUCCCCAAUUCAGAGGGAAAGAGGAAGCAUGACUGUCAACGAAGUUUUCCAUUGUUCCGUCCCCAACCAGGAGAGGACCAUUCUCUUCUCUCUCUGGGACCCCCACAUACUCACGCACAUCGGGCCCCCUCACUCCAGGAGUGGAACUAGCCCCCCACUCCCUUAGGCUGGGGUGUGAUUCCCAGACCCCGGGGCCCUUUUCUAGCUGGGUGGUGCUUCUUUGCAACACCAGUGAACAGGCUCCAGUGAGGCCCAGUGCCCCGUGAGCUGCUGGCCAGCCAGGCUACCCCCCACAUGGCCCUAAUCAGUGGUCAGUCUUCUACUGCUAGAAACCCUCUCAUCCCACUCUCCCGUGUACAGAUGAGCCAACUGAGGCCAGAGAGGGGAAAUGACUUGUGUCACACAGUCAGUGACCAAGGGAGAACCCAGCUGUCCGGGCGCUGAGGGAAGGAAACAAGAGCAAGGAGCCAGAGAGGUCACUGGAGAAGCAUCUGGUCCCCCCACACCUCCAUCAGCCUGACACCCCCUCCCCCACUCUGGGCUCGCCUCCCGUGAGACGCCUGGGCAUCUCCCCAGGGCAGAGUUCCGGAGCAGAUUUAGGUCUUAAGGAAGCCUGAAGGAUAUACAACUUGGGGUAUCUUUUUAAAAUAAUACUAAAUUAAGUAACAGAAGGGGCUCCUGCCAGAGGGAGGCCCCAAAGUAAUCAGUUUCAUUACCUCCCAGUAAAACCACGUCUGGAAAAACUG